GUGCGAGUAUUUUUGCAUUGAAACUCAUCGUAAAGUAAAUUCACCCGAGAAUGUGACCUAAAUAAUCUUCUUCACUUCAAUUUUCCAUCGUUGUGAAGAGGUUUUUGCUGAAUUUAGAGCCAUUUUGUGAUUAUUCUCCACAUUUUUUGUGCAUUAAACAAAAGGAAAAGUGUGUGAAUUUAGGGACAGAUAGUUCUAUAAAAAUUUUCACUAGCAGAUGAUUGGAUGUGCGGAAAAUUAUAUUUUCACAAAUUGCGUGACUUCGGUGUGACGAAAAAAUAAUUCUACCUGCAUAAAUUUGGAGUUUUCAUGAGAACUACCAGAAGUGCUUUAAGUACAUUUCUGUGAGGAUUUUUCAUCUGCAAAAGUGAUGCAAUAAUUUUUUUUGUAGACAAUUUACCUUUCAUAACUCUUAGGUAACGCUCAGUGCUACAUAUAAUAAUUUUUCAUAGAACAUUUUUCAUGGUGUAAAAAGGAUGUUUGAAUGUUGAGACGUAAGAAGAAACGACGAGAACAAAUUUUGUGUUUCUUUCGUACCCUCUCUCAUUGCAAUUUUCUAUUGUGAAUAGUGCAGGAAAAGUUUUUUUUAUUCGUUGAAAAAAGAGGAAAAAAUGAAGAAAAUGAAACAUCACAAUAUGUAAAGAAUUCACGGACAAUUUUUCUGUAAGAAAAAACAUGAAGCACAAUCUAUGAAGUGAAAGCUCUGUAAAGCUCUGCAGAUGUAACAAAAAAUUAAUCAAGCGUGAAAUUGUGCAUAAAUAUUAUGCUGCUCAGUAUGCAAAAACAUGAAAUAAGUAGUGAAUUAUAACCCGCAACAAAUGCUGUGUCAAUUUUUUUCGGCCGAAAGUUCUUUAAACGUUAGACAGUAUUUCUGUGCGUAUUGUGCUUUCUCUCUAUUUAUCGCGACAAAGCCCAAAGUCAUUCCCCGAAAUACAAUGAAAAGUGUCUACUGGACAUUGAAAUUGCGACUACUCACCCUGUGCUCACAGCGAACACUCUUUUACUCCGCAAUUAUCACUAUUUACGGCUAUCUAGCCAUUUCUUAUGUGCCUCCAGUUUUGGCAAUAAACGCCACAAUUAAGUCCCCAAACUUGGCAGUACACUCGCGAACCAUGCCAGAAGCUGCUCUCGCAGUCACAGACCUCGGUGAUGACGAUGACUACAAUGAGGAUGAUGAUACUUUAUCUGAAAUUGAGAAGCUUAAGAGAAAUGGAUCAGCCAAAGGCAUGUACAUUGGUGCUGAUUGUGAGUUCACCUGCAACCAGAGACUGCGUCACGUUUUCUGCGACCCUAGCACCAAUCAAUGUGGCUGUGAGAAGAAUUAUCCUGUCAUUAUCGGCUAUACUAAAGGAUGUGCCAAACCGAAAAAGUUGGGCGAUCAGUGCUUUUGGCACGAAACAUGCGUCUACAGUGAUCCCAAUUCACUUUGUGUUCAAGUGAGUCACAAUGCUCUCUGCCAAUGUGUCGAUGGAUUCCAUUCGGUCAGCUAUCUAAAGCCCACAAAAAGGGUCUUCUGCACUGAAGAUAUGGCUGCUAUAACGUCGGAUCUUCCAACCCUUCUUGGUGUCACAACGGGGAUUGCCGUACUGGCAGGGCUCAUAUGCAUGGUUCUACAUCUAUUCUCAAAGGCCAAAUACCCUCGACAUCGGAAUUAUGCUGACGCAAGUCUGCCACCCCCGAUACUCUACUCUAGCGAUACUGUUCACAUUACAGGAAUCCCACUGACAAUCCAGUCUGCGCGCCCAUCUUCACGCAGCAGUAUACGGUCUAGUGGGUCAGUUGGGUCAUUUACAAAUAGACGCGCCUCCAGUGUCCCGCAGGUCGGCUCAAAGGGUGUCCUGGUAUCCACAUCGCGGACAGGUUCUCGACGACCAAGUUUAGCGUCAGUUCACAGUACGAGUUCAUCGGUGAAGAGCUACAGUAUGAUCCGAUUCGAGAAGGAAUUGGAGCAGAAGCAGCUUCGGCAGGAGAUGAAGGUUCGCCUGUCUCAGCUGCAGCGCCAAAAUGUCCUUAUUAACAAUAGACCGCAAAUUACUAUCGUGGACGUUAUGGCAGGUCCAUCGAGAUCUGCCAUGGCAACGCCUAGUCCAAUGACGCCCAACUCCACGGAUGAACUCCUACCUAUCGUCGAUGAAAACCAAGAGUUCACAUCACUCUUCACGAGCAGACCGAGUGUAUCAUUCAGCGGAGCAGGAAGUUCCACAGAAGGCCUCCUAUAGAGAUAUUAAGAGACUUGGUAUGAAAAAAAGGUUUUUUUUUUAAAUAAACGAAAGUAAGACCAAGCCCUAGUUUUUAAAUAAAUAAAUAAAUAAACUUUUAAAAGAUGGUAAUGGUUCAUAGUGAAUCUUAAGAAGGUAUUUGUUAGUUAUUUUGUAAAAUUUAAAUUCAGAAAACUGUCCUAAAUAUUUCAACAAAAAAUAGAAGCAAGAGAACCAAAGAGUGUAUCAAGUAUCAUUAGAUCCUUGUGAAUGUUUAAUGUUUUUCAGUUAUAUAAUUAGAUAAUUAGCAAGAACUGUUUGUAAGAAUUACUUACUAUCACAUGUUAAUUAGUUAAAAGCGUUUAAAGAAAAUCUUCCAACACUGUCAGUUCUAUUUAAAUACGUAGCUAUUUGUUUUUCAAAAGCUGAAAAUAAUUUUUAAUACUUACCUACCUUAUAUAAAAAAAAAAGUUUGUAUAGUUGGAAACUUUAUCACACUGAACAUGUUAAGUGGAGGCUAUCAUAAAUGCUGCAAACAAAACGGCAGACAUUAUUUUAAGAUAAGUAAGUCGAAAAUAUUUGUAGAUAGAAAGCGAAUGUGGACAUUUUGUUUAAUGUUUUGAAUUGUUAAAUAUCAUAAAUACAAUAAGGACUUAUACACAGGUGAAUAUCAAACAGUAGUUUUCAUAUAAAAAAAAAUAUGAAUGAUACAUAAGCGCGUUAAAAAGAAAUGGCAUUAUUCAGUAAAAGAAAGAGAAAAAAUAAUAAAGAGAAGCUAAUUUUAAAGAAAACGCCUAGUACUUUUGAUUUAAAUGAUGCAAAAAUAAAAACAAAUAAUAAUUUUUGCUCCCUAAAAAUUUCUUUAACAACGAUAUUUUUUGCUAUUAAUUAUUUAUACAUAACGACCUAAUACUCGGAAACAAUGUAUGAAACAACUGUAACAAAAACAUAGCCAAAAAAAUUAUUAUAAUCUGAAUAUUUAUGUAAUGUAAAAAGUUUGUCAUCAAAAGUACACAGUUGUAUAGAAAGGAACAUCCAAAGGUUGGUGGAAAUAAAUCAAAUUUCAUGGAAA
Molecule: messenger RNA, 3270 nt
Organism: Lutzomyia longipalpis
Lineage: Eukaryota; Metazoa; Arthropoda; Insecta; Diptera; Psychodidae
Exons: 7
Coding region: 819-2219 (466 amino acids)
Source: RefSeq, a predicted model, not a curated record